AUGCACGAUGGAGAGACGAUGGAGAGUGACGGCGAGGCAUGGUGGGAGCUCGACAUGGACGAGGUGGGCCUCGGCACCGACGGCGUGCCGCUCCAGAGCCUCGAGGCGGCUGUGGUGCCGCCGCCGCGCUGGCCAUUCAACCAGGCGAGUGGCUACGGCGCGCCGCUCGACUGCGCCGCGCGCUGCCGCGGUGGCGACCACGCGAGCGUGUGCGCGCUGCUCGCGCACUCGCCACGCCUGCUGGUGGCGCUCGGGCCGUGUGGACUGCUCAGCCUCGCGUCACGGCUGCUGCGGCAGUUGGUGGUGUACGAUGUUCCCGGCAUGCCGCUCGUGCGCGUCGGCGCCGCGCCGCGCCGAGUCGAGCGUGGUUCCGCGACGCGCUACUUUGGCGACGGCGGGUACGUGAUGGUAUCGCCGCGCGGCUGCGACGUGUGCUACUCGUACGGCGUCUCGCAGGAGGUGAGCUUCGACGCCGAGCUGGUGACGCAGCAUGGGUUGAGGCUGGUGCGCCAAUUCGAUAUGACGCUCGGCGGUGCCUACACGCCGCCGCUGCCGCAGUUUACCUUCUACGACGAGGGCCUCGGUGCGUCGCGCGACGCCGCGGCGCGCCUCGACACGCUCGAGAGCCACGUGCGCCGCUUCGGCGAGCUCGACGUGCGAAAGGUCCUGCAGUGCGACGUGGAGGGCGCAGAGUGGGAGGCGCUGUGGGCGUGCCCGGGCGCCGUGCUCGAUUCAUUCGAUCACCUGGUCAUCGAGUUUCACGGGCUGGAUGAGCUGGCCUCCAUGGGCUUCCACGCGGCGCUGCUCGAGAAGCUCAAUGUUCACUUCGUCGUCGUGCACGUCCACGUCAACAACCACGGGCUCGACGUUGAUGCUGACGCCGCCGCGCAAAAGUUCACCGAAGUGCUCGGCACGCUCGUGCCACGCACGCUCGAGGUGAGCUACCUCAGUCGCCGCCUCGUCCCCGAUGCCGCGCGCGUUGCGAGGGCGGCCAAGGCGUUCCCGACGCCGCUUGACUAUCCAAAUGUGCACGCGCCGGACGUCAUGCUCAACGUGUGGCCGUGGGCCCUCCCGGCCGCCGCCCAAACGUGA
Molecule: messenger RNA, 1092 nt
Organism: Emiliania huxleyi CCMP1516
Lineage: Eukaryota; Haptophyta; Isochrysidales; Noelaerhabdaceae
Exons: 1
Coding region: 1-1092 (363 amino acids)
Source: RefSeq, a predicted model, not a curated record